Messenger RNA from Gekko japonicus, 1531 nucleotides. RefSeq names its product charged multivesicular body protein 1B (gene CHMP1B). The record is from RefSeq and is a predicted model, not a curated record. Bases 244 to 843 code for a protein of 199 amino acids. NCBI's taxonomy places the organism in Eukaryota, Metazoa, Chordata, Lepidosauria, Squamata, Gekkonidae. Gene Ontology annotation, biological process: protein transport; late endosome to vacuole transport; endosome transport via multivesicular body sorting pathway. The transcript is spliced from 9 exons. Gene Ontology annotation, cellular component: ESCRT III complex; multivesicular body.
CGGCGCCUGGCGCAUGCGCCCUGGGGUCGCCUUCAGACAUGCCUCCUCAGCCCUUCCCACGGCCGGAGUUAUCCGUUGCUGAGCUCCGCCUUCUGCGCGUGACAGGAUGGAGGGGCGGAGGAGGAAGAGACAGAGGAAGCAGGAAGUGAGGGCCAAAAAACAAGACCGGAGUCUAAGCGGCUGCUGCCCCGAGCUUAAGAGCCUCCGUCGCCGGGCCUGAGAGGUGCCUCGAUAGCCGCCGCCAUGUCAGCGAUGGAGAAACACCUUUUUAACUUGAAAUUUGCUGCCAAAGAGCUGAACAGAAAUUCCAAAAAGUGCGAUAAAGAAGAAAAGCUUGAAAAAGCUAAAAUUAAGAAGGCAAUUCAGAAAGGAAAUACUGAAGUUGCAAGAAUACAUGCCGAAAAUGCAAUCCGGCAGAAGAAUCAAGCAAUCAACUUCUUGCGCAUGAGUGCUCGGGUGGAUGCCGUGGCUGCGAGGGUUCAGACGGCAGUAACAAUGGGCAAGGUCACAAAGUCAAUGGCUGGAGUGGUUAAAUCUAUGGAUGCUACCUUGAAAACUAUGAACUUGGAAAAGAUUUCUGCUUUGAUGGACAAAUUCGAACAGCAAUUUGAAACCUUAGACGUUCAGACGCAGCAGAUGGAAGACACAAUGAGCAGCACCACCACGCUAACCACACCGCAGAGUCAAGUGGAUCUGCUUCUUCAAGAAAUGGCCGAUGAAGCAGGCCUUGACUUGAAUAUGGAGCUACCUCAAGGACAGACAGGUUCUGUUGGCACGAGUGUGGCUUCAACAGAACAGGAUGAGCUCUCGCAAAGACUGGCUCGCCUUCGUGAUCAAGUGUGAUGGGAGGAAUCCGUUCAGCAGUUCUUCAUGUUUUGUCAAUAGUUCCCCGAUGAUGGCAAGAGCUCUCUGGAUCACACCCUUCCCUUUGGACUGGUUUCAGGGCCAACAUCUUUCUUAGUGUUUCCGGUAGCCCACUUCAUGAUCAGAGGGUCAUCGUACACAUGCCCAUCCAUUCUAUGUCAAUAGUGUCUUGCUGAGGUCACCAUCGCUAGAGUCAGGACUCAAGGAUGUACAGAUAGCUCCUACUGCCGCAUGGCUGGAUGCCGUAAACUGUCGACGGAGUCCUUCUGCUCUCUGCCAGGGACAAACAGGUGAGUCCUUAUGCGGAAGGACGAAAUGGACACCUUUUGACAUUUAGAAUAGGGCAACGUUCAGAAACCAGUUGGAGGAACCUUUCAAUCUAUCAGGGAAUUCUUCUGCUGACUGAAAAUCUUGAGUCUUCAACAAGGGGGCUUCAAAGGCAGAGUCAAGUGAGAAGUUGCUGAAGUGGAAUUCAUCAAUAGGUUUAAGUGUACCAACAAAGGAUUGGUCUGAGCUGACAUGAUCUUCAGUUGCUGCAGGUUUCAGUUAACCGGUUAUCACCAGUUAGAGCCAGGGUGCAUGGUCUCUGUGUGUUGGGUUUGUGAGAUUGAGAAAAAUUGUAUUUAGCAGAGAUAAUAGAGCUUAGCAGUGCCAGAGUAAAAUAAUU